AGCUGACCGGUGGAGAGGGAGGAAGACGAAGCACACAGGACGCCGCCACACACACCGCCACUAACACUCCAUCUAUAUCUAUAUUUCCACCGCCAUGAAGGGAGCUGUUCUCUUCUCCUUAAUGUGUGUGGCGGCCGGGGCUGUAGUAAGGGCUGCUGAAGUGCUGAGACCAAGGGGAGUGCCUCUUUCAAAGGCAUCUUUCUAUGAUCCAUCACGGGACUUCAGCUGUCUUGAUGGCUCUGGCACAAUACCAUUCUCGUACGUAAAUGAUGACUACUGUGACUGUCAGGAUGGCAGUGAUGAACCUGGUACAGCAGCAUGCCCCAAUGGUUUCUUCCACUGCACUAAUGCUGGUCACUCGCCUCUCACGUUACCCUCAUCUCGUGUCAAUGAUGGUGUCUGUGACUGCUGUGAUGCCUCAGAUGAAUAUGCCUCCUCGGCCAACUGUGUGGAUGUGUGCCGAGAGCUGGGGCGGGCAGCGAGGGAGGAGGCUGUCAAGCGGAGGGAGGAGCGCUUGCGAGGGUUCCAGCUGCGCCAGGCCAUGAUUGAGGAUGGACACAAGAGGAAGAAGGAAGCUGAGGGCAAAAUUGAAGAUCUGAAGAAGGAGAAGGAGGAAGCCGACACAGUCCGUAUUGAGAAGGAAGAGCUGAAGAAAGCUGCUGAGGAGCCAGAGAAAGAGGCUCUGGAGAAGUACCGUGCAGCAGAAAGUGAGAAGAAGGCACAGGAAAUAGCUCAGCAGAAGGAGAAGGAUGAGGCUGAGGCAAGGGAGGCUUUUGCUCAUCUUGACAAUGAUGGCGAUGGAGUGCUGACCAAAGAGGAAAUGAUGUCCCGACAGACCUUUGACACCAACAGGGACGGACAGGUGUCUGAGGAGGAAGCUAAGUUUUACUUGCAACAAGAGGACACCAUGAGUUUGGAGACCUUCAUUAGCACCGGCUGGGCCAUGAUGCGGCCUGUGUACCUCAUGGACAAACGCAUGUUCACGCCACCUUCCACCACCCCACCACCACAGGCAGAGGAGGAGCUCACCCCGCCACCACCAGUAUUUGAUGAGGAGGAUGCCUACAUGACUGAUGAUGAGGAAGAUGAGGAGGAGGAGGAGGAGGAGGUGGAGAAUUUUGACUCCGAUGUCGACUCAGAGGAUGACGGUGGUGAUGAUGCAGAAGACUAUGACCUUCCUGAUGAGUAUGCAGAGGGAGACAGCAAGGAGGAUGAUGAUGAGGAAGAUGAAGGCGAUGUACCAAAAGAAGAAGAGGAAGAUCCAAAGUAUGAUGAAGAGACUCAGAAGAUUGUUGAUGCCGCCAAUGAGGCACGAGAGCACUUUGACGAAGCAGACCGGCGGGUGAGGGACCUAACCAGGGAGCUACGGACACUGGAGGAAACACAAGGCAAGGACUAUGGCCCAGAGGAAGAAUUCAGAGUCCUUGAGGGUAACUGCUAUGAUUUCACCGACCGGGAGUACAUCUACCGCCUGUGUCCCUUUGACAAGGCCACACAGAAGCCAAAGUCAGGCCAUGGGGAGACACGACUUGGUCAGUGGGGUGAGUGGACCGGGCCAGAGGGUGACAAAUACAGUCGGAUGCUUUAUUCUAAUGGCCAGGCCUGUUGGAAUGGGCCCACCAGAUCAGCUGAUGUUCAUAUAUCAUGUGGGACAGAGAAUAAGCUGAUAGGUGUAUCAGAACCAAACAGGUGUGAGUAUGUGUUCCUGUUCAGCACUCCAGCAGUCUGUACAAAGCCAGAGGAGGAACUCAGUGAAGAGACCACUCACGCCCACACUGAGUUGUAGGGAAGGGUGUUGGCCUCCCGCCUGGGUGUGUGUUUGCCCAAUGUCUGCUCCCUGUCAUGUAUGUGUGUGUGUUUUUGUUACAAGCGCAACUGAGAUAUUCCAACAGUGAUGACUUUUAUAUGUGAUGUUGUAAGUGAAAAGUUAGUAGUGAAAGAAGCAAGUCGGCAUUGUAGUAUUUAAAAUGUAGAGUUGUGAUAAUUUUUUUUCCUUUCUUUAUUUGAUUUAGUUUUCUUUAUUUUGUUGAAUGGCAGUCCAGAAUUUAGGUUGGUUCAUCCUUUAAAAAGGGUACAUACCACCAAGUUGAAGCAUUGCAUUGGGUAUUGUGAUCCACCUAAGUUGCAAUAAUAAUGUUAGGAGACAAAUAUUUUUGCAGGCUAGCUCUCUUUUUUGAGGGCUCAAGAGUAAAUUUGAUACAUGAUAAGGAACUUUUGAAUAUGUAUUUAAAAAUAGAUGUGAUCACUAAGUGAUGUUAAAAGCUAGUAAAGGUUCAUUCAAUAUAAAACACCCAAUCAUACUUGUUAUUUGUUGGUGACAGCACAAUAUAUUUAACAGUCCAUGA
This is a messenger RNA of Portunus trituberculatus (swimming crab), 2345 nucleotides long. It is a transcript of the gene GCS2beta, whose product is annotated as glucosidase 2 subunit beta-like. The record is from RefSeq and is a predicted model, not a curated record. The transcript is spliced from 10 exons. The coding region runs from base 95 to 1786 and encodes 563 amino acids. Gene Ontology annotation, biological process: N-glycan processing. Lineage: Eukaryota; Metazoa; Arthropoda; Malacostraca; Decapoda; Portunidae. Gene Ontology annotation, cellular component: glucosidase II complex. Gene Ontology annotation, molecular function: calcium ion binding.